This is a messenger RNA of Emericellopsis atlantica, 2184 nucleotides long. Its product is annotated as fungal-specific transcription factor domain-containing protein. The record is from RefSeq and is a predicted model, not a curated record. NCBI's taxonomy places the organism in Eukaryota, Fungi, Ascomycota, Sordariomycetes, Hypocreales, Bionectriaceae. Gene Ontology annotation, cellular component: nucleus. Gene Ontology annotation, molecular function: zinc ion binding; DNA-binding transcription factor activity, RNA polymerase II-specific; transcription cis-regulatory region binding. The coding region runs from base 304 to 1995 and encodes 563 amino acids. Gene Ontology annotation, biological process: positive regulation of transcription by RNA polymerase II. The transcript is spliced from 3 exons.
CUUCCUCGUUAGCUGCUAGCCUGCUUGUUCUUAUUGCCGAUGGUGCUGGGAGGUUUUUUUUUCUAGUAACGUUCCCUCAAAUUACCUUAUCUGAAGCGUCAUCAGGUUCCUCCUCCUGCUCUCCUCCCCCCUCCAGUCCCCUCCAUCUUCGCAGGCGCAUCUGCUGUCCGCUCCCUGCAGCAUCGCCAAGCAGUCCGCCGCCCACCUGGGACCUCCCGCACGACUGUCGCGGCCUCGACCAUCAACCCGCCUCGAAAUGAACAUUGCACUGUGACCACCACCCAGGCCUCACCCGCCACUCUAAUGCAAAGCAACGGCAAGCCGUGCCACAACUGUCGGCGAAGACGUCUUCGCUGCGACCGUUCUUGGCCAACCUGCCACAAGUGCGCUGCGUCCGGUCAGGAGUGUCUUGGCUAUGGGAAGAUCUUCACCUGGACCCAGGGGAUCGAUGGGAAUGGUGUGAUACAGUCUUCACAGGCUGAUCGCCGCGCAAACGCUUCCGCGACUUCGUCCACAUCCACCACACCAAACCCUCCGCAUGGCUUCGUAGCAUUUCAACCGCCAACACUCGCGCCCGUACAGCAGUCACCGAAACACAAUGGACAGUCUCCGGUGCAGACGCAGAUUCAGAAGUUUCUGCCGUCAAGGCCGUUGCCGGUGGACAGAACGCCACCUUUGACGCCCAAGCCAACGCCUACUAGUAGACCGAUGACUGGCACUUCCAUGGCUUUGACGGAUCCCCUAUUUCAGGAUCUGGACAGGGACUCUAGAUAUUAUCUGUCUCACUUCGCCGAUCGUGUAUGCCAGGACCUCGUGGCCCGCGACCAGCCGAACAACAACCCUUUUCGCGAGCUCCUGCCCCUGACGAAGCAACAUCCAGUCCUGCUUCAAAUCCUCAUCGCGACGUCUGCGCUCCACUGGUCCAACAUCUUCCGACCUGUCACGGACAUCCCGAGUGAGCUGACCGACCCUGGUGGCUACCUCGCACAGCUGCGCUCGACAGACCUCGUGUCUCGCAAGGCGCUCAUCGAUGCGCUCACGGCCAAGCAGCGGGCCAUGGGCCAUCUACGUGAGGUCCUCGACACCCUGGACCCCGCUGGGAACGAGGUGGUCCUGGCUUCCUUGCAUUUCUUCAUCAAGUUUGAUCUGAUGGAUCUGGAAGAGUCUGGGAACGGCGGGUGGCGUACGCAUCUGGAAGGCGCCUCUAGCAUCAUGGCGCUGCUUUCCAAGGAUCCCAUGUCGGCCUCGUCCAGCCGGAUGCUGCGCGACACUGUGAUUGCCGAUUGCUUCAUCUACCACAUCCUCGGCUCCACGAUUUCGGGCGGCAGCUUGGCGACCCGCAUCGCUCGGUACGCUCUCGAGAUCUUGCCCAUUAUGAAACGGGUCGAGGUCAUCACCUACCUGUCCUGUCCGCCCGAGAUUCUGCAGAUCAUCCUGCAGGCAUCUCAGUUAUCGUACAACGAGAGCGUGCCUGCGACAACAGACUGGAAUCUGCCGGCAGCUGGCGAGGCAUUCUCCCUCAUCGACCAGCUCCUCGAGUUCGACAUCAAUGCCUGGGCAGCGGCCCUCGAGGCAUUGCCCAACGUGGCUGACAUUGAGAGCCGCGUGCACAUCGCCAGUGCCCACCGCUCGGCAGCGUGUCUCUACAUCAUACAGGCCCUGCCUUUUAUCCGAUCGGUCCGAUCGGUCGAUGCCAACUUUUUGGUGGAAGAUAUCUUGUCACAUCUGGCCGAGAUGCCCGAGGAUGAUCCGUAUUUCAAGGCAACCAGCUGGCCACUCUUGUUUGCAGGCGCGGAGACGAGAGAUCCAGAGAAGAGGACUUGGAUUUUGAAGAGGCUCAUGUCCAUCUGGUCACGGUUUCGAUGGGGCUACAUUUUCACCGCGAUUGAGAUGCUCAAAGCGACGUGGCAUCUGCAGGACGCAUCGCCUCAGUCCGAGAAUGUGAACUGGCUGAGGGAUCUCAAGGGGCUGGGUUUCAACAUGCUCGUUGUGUAGGGUGUUCACCUUUGCAUUUGAUAUGUUUCGCUUUAUUUGUUCUACUUAUUUAGCGUGCGCGGGUAUUGGUUUUGCAUAGCGAUCAAAAGGUUCUGUCUUGGUACUCAGCUUGGUGUUUGGGGGAGGGGUCAGAACAAGUUUCAAGAGAAGAGUUUGAAUACUGUACUUAAUGUCAGAAGAAUGAUAGAG